Messenger RNA from Scomber japonicus (chub mackerel), 1645 nucleotides. It is a transcript of the gene rpusd1, whose product is annotated as RNA pseudouridine synthase domain containing 1. Gene Ontology annotation, molecular function: pseudouridine synthase activity; RNA binding. The record is from RefSeq and is a predicted model, not a curated record. NCBI's taxonomy places the organism in Eukaryota, Metazoa, Chordata, Actinopteri, Scombriformes, Scombridae. Gene Ontology annotation, biological process: pseudouridine synthesis. Bases 97 to 1029 code for a protein of 310 amino acids. The transcript is spliced from 6 exons.
GGAAGCUUCGCAGUGUUUCUUCAUCACUUUUGUUUACAUCUGUGCUUUCAUGUAAUUAAGGUUCACUUUGGGGUAGUUGUCCGUUCAUUCCUGCACAUGAUGACCACAGAGUCUGCCAGCCUGGAGAGCCUGCGUGUGCUGUACCAGAGUGAUGACUACAUCGUGGUGGAUAAGCACUGGGACAUCCGCAUCGACAGCAAGAUGUGGUACGAGAAACACACCGUGCAGGCACAACUUCGGGAACGCUUCCCUCAGCUGGCUGACCCCAGCACCUACUAUGGAUUCAGAUUCUGUCAUCAGUUAGAUUUCUCCACCAGUGGGGCUCUUUGUGUUGCCCUCAAUAAGGCUGCUGCUGGCCGGGCCUACCGCUGCUUUAAGGACCGCACCGUCACCAAGGCUUACCUUGCCCUGUUACGUGGCUGGGUGGAAGAAGAGAAACAAACUCUGGAGUUCGCCAUUGGCAAGAAUUCUUCAGAGGGCAAAACACACAUGAUGUGUAUUGAGGGAACAGAGGGUUGUGAGAACCCCAAACCUUGCCAAACUGAGCUGACAGUGUUGGAGUUUGGGUUGUAUGAUGGAGACCCUGCUACCAAAGUGCUACUGCAGCCACUCACUGGCCGAACCCACCAGCUAAGGGUCCAUUGCAAUGCAAUAGGUCACCCCAUUGUCGGGGACUUCACCUACAGCUCGGGAGCAGACGACUCCCCCUACCGCAUGAUGCUGCAUGCGCAUCUUCUCCACAUCCCUCUAGAACCCCAGCCCCUGCUCGUCUCUGCUGGGGACCCCUUCCUCUCCGCGGUGGAUCCCAAGUGGCUUCCGCAGCGCUCACUACGGACACUGAAGGCCACCGUGGAUGCCCUGCUGGAACACAGGGUGGAGGAGGAAAGGAAGCUGAGAGAGGAGGAGAGAGAGAGAGUGAGAAGAGAGCAGGAGAGAAAGAAAGGAAGACGGGAGCAGAGGACUGAGGAGGAGAGUGAGGAGCAGAGGAGGCAGUGUCAGGCGUGGCUGAGUGAAUGGGCUGGAGACUAAUGGAGUUGGAAUUAUUUAUUUUAAUUUAUUUUAGCAGUUUACUUGUGACAGCCAUGUUGAACAUGCAUGCGCUAUCUCACUGAACACCUGUGUUAUAUUUAAAUAGCAUACAUGUACAUGGAAGUGGACCAGUACCAUAAUUUCCUCACAAACACAUUACAAACACACAUUAACCGUAUGAACAAAUGUACACAUCUUGAUUCCUGCUCUUUUAAUAAGCUAACACCAGUGGCAGCUGCCCGCUACGCCAGUCUUUUACACUUGACCACUAAUUAGCUCCACUGCAAAAGCUGAGAAAUGAGUGCCUUGCUCUAGUUCAUGUUUAUAGGGGGGAUUUGGUUGAUGAUUGUUCUCUCCCACAUUCCCCUUUAAUAAGUGAAAUUAUUUUUAAUACGUGGAUUUUUUGUCAAAAGUCUAUUCUAUUAAGUGUCUGUUGACUCGGCUAAUUAAAGUGUUGUCACUUAUCCCUGCUAAGGGUGCCUGACCAGCAGAAGUUGAUCUGUGUUUUGUCUGUGAAAAUGCUGUUAAAUCCAUGUGCUUUGUCACAUAUGCCAACUAUACUGUAUGUUUUUUGCAUUGUAACAUACAAUGUCUAUAAAAAAGUAUUCACCCACUU